AUGAAGUUCGCGUUAAACGUGGUCACGUUGUACGUGAUCGCGUCGAUGGUGCCCAAGACGGCGCCCAUCCAGCCGUUCUCGGAUGCCAGCCGGAAUUUCGUGCUCGACGUGUCGGCGAACGACCACAUCUGGGCGAAGCACCUGGACGUGGGCAUCAAGUUUGAUCCGAAAAAUCUGUCCGCCGCCGGCCGGAGAGUGCUCGUGGACCUGAACGUGCUGAAAACCACGCAGGCGGUCACGGCCAUACCGGUACACGAACACGGUGAGGAACAGACACCGGGUGCGGAACAGACACCCGGUAUGGAACAGACACCGUAUCAGGAACCGGUCGAUGAACAGCAGCAAGGCGUGUUGGUGGCCCGAGCCCUGCACAUCGUCAUCGAAGUGGCAACCCACUACAACACACAUGGUAUGGCGCUGGAUUUUGCGUUGGAUUCGAUGGCGAAGGCCAUCAAGUGCAAGACUCUGACGUACAUUCUGGUGCAGUUGUACGCCAUAAAGAAGACCCAAGAGCUGCAGAACGAUGCCAUCACCUCGCAGCCGUCCGAGGUCUGGAACACACUGGUCCACGUUCUGGACAAGGUGGCCGUGCUCAGGGAGUCUAUCGACGAGGAGUUCGAGCUAUACCAGAGGUGGGAAGUGGUCGCCACCCAGGUCAAGGCCAAGGAUCUGCCGCCGGACUUCGAAGUUUUUCAGAAUCUGGUCGAGAAGACGCUGGACAAGUCGUGCGAGCUGUGCCAGUUCGAACAGAUAAAGAAACACAUACAAGUCGAUGGCGCCGAGAUCUGGGAAUCGGCGGUCGAUACGAUGAAAAUCUUCAUGAAAUGCCAGGCUUUAUUGAAGGAAAUGUUUAAGGAAAUACCGAUCAGCACCAUGAACAUGAAGGUCUGGGAACAUUUUCUCAACAAACCAGAAUUUAUAGAACCGAGUGAACCGUCUUUGCCAACGGAAGCAUGA
Molecule: messenger RNA, 957 nt
Organism: Macrosiphum euphorbiae (potato aphid)
Lineage: Eukaryota; Metazoa; Arthropoda; Insecta; Hemiptera; Aphididae
Source: the annotation of a GenBank genome assembly